This is a messenger RNA of Eremomyces bilateralis CBS 781.70, 1067 nucleotides long. RefSeq names its product alpha/beta-hydrolase. NCBI's taxonomy places the organism in Eukaryota, Fungi, Ascomycota, Dothideomycetes, Eremomycetales, Eremomycetaceae. The transcript has 2 exons. The record is from RefSeq and is a predicted model, not a curated record. Bases 174 to 1067 code for a protein of 297 amino acids.
CAGCAUUUGCGUCUGCUAAACCAAUCUGGCAUUUCCGAUAGUCAUCGUCGAAGGACACGAGAUAUAAAAAGCUCUUCUCUCACUGACUCUCUAACGUUUGUACAGAAUCCACCGACAAAUCCCCUUUCGCUAUUCUGACAUUCCUUUCGGUGUACGAGAACGAGCUUUCCAAAAUGAGGGUUGUCUUCGCAAGCACACUCUUAGCCACUCUGGCCGCCGCCCAGUACCCCCCCAAUUUCAUCGAUUUCAAUGGUGGGGAGACCACUGGUGUUGGGGGGUUCCUGCAGACGCUGUUGGGCGGACUGAAACCGCCGGUCGAGGUCGACGCCUCCGGAGGCUCAGGUCAAUACAAGGCCGGAUGGUACGAAGACCCCAGCCUCGCUAACCACACGAUCUACGCGCCAAAGGAGCCGCCAGCGGAUGCCAAGUUUCCCCUCAUCGUGUGGGGCAACGGCGGCUGCCUCGCCCUGGGUCAGACGCACGGCAUUCUUCUAACAGAGAUUGCGUCGCACGGGUACGUCGUUAUUGCCAACGGACGGUCAGGGAACGACGAGGUCACGUUCUCCACGAGCACCGACAUCUUCGAUGGCAUCAAUUGGGCGGCCGAGGCGGCCCAGAGCGGGACGCUUCAGGUAGACGUCACGAAGGUCGCGUCCUCCGGCCAGUCGUGCGGCGGCAUGCAAGCGUACACCGCCACGCAGGAUCCGCGUGUCAAGACCACCGUGAUCUUUAACAGCGGGCUGCUGGGCGAUGCGGCGGACCUGCGGGGCCAGCUUGCCGCGACACUGAAAACCCCGAUUAUCUACUUCCUCGGUGGCAGCCGCGACAUCGCGUACCGGAAUGGACUCGCGGAUUUCAACGCCCUCACGGCUGCGCCGGCGGUGCUGCUCAGUCAGAACGUCGGGCACCAGGGCACGAUGUCGCAACCAAAUGGCGGUAAAUGGGCGGUUCAGGCCGUCGAGUGGUUGAACUGGCACCUCAAGGGUGAUGACAGCGUCAAGGCGAAGUUCACGACUAAGGGUGGAUUGCCGGAUUACGCGGAGCAUCAGUUCAAGAACUGGGCGUAA